AUGUAUGGAGUCGCUGUGGAUGCGAAUACCGCUUUUUUCUCGUCAAUUGCAUAUCCAGCAGUUGCAGAGCUAGGUCUUCGAGUGAACAAGCUCGGCAAAUCCAGCGUGACCUAUGAAGUUGGUAUCUUUGAGCGGGGCAUGGAUGAGGUUAGGGCUGUGGCACAAUGUGUCCAUGUCUUUGUCGAGCGCUCAACAGGGAGACCGUCGCAUGAAGGCAUGAGUUCAAAAUUGAGAAAGGUUCUGGAGAGACUGUGCGUGGAACAAAGAUCACUUAAGCUGUAA
This is a messenger RNA of Penicillium daleae, 282 nucleotides long. Its product is annotated as acyl-CoA thioesterase. Lineage: Eukaryota; Fungi; Ascomycota; Eurotiomycetes; Eurotiales; Aspergillaceae. The record is from RefSeq and is a predicted model, not a curated record. The transcript has a single exon. Bases 1 to 282 code for a protein of 93 amino acids.